AUGAGUGCCAAAGUGACCAUGGAGGCUCCAUCCAAAGAAGCUGACUGCACCCCUGUGGACCCAUCGCCUUCAUCCACCAGCGAGGCCAUCCUUAUCUGCAGCAGUGACAGCAUUGCCAAGAAAACCCGACCGCAGCCCCACACCACCACAGCUCUUCUCCUGCCAGCUCCUGGUCAUCAGAAAGUGGAGUUGACUCCAGCUGUUGCCGUGGGAAACCCAGGUAAAGGCAGCAGACCCAAUGAGCUGGCUGCACCUGCUCUGACAGCGCAGGUGGGCGGGGCUUGUAGCAUCUUCCACGUCCUGGAGUGGAAGGAGGGGAUGGCCAUCCUGCCCAGUAGCAACCUCAAGUUUUGUGUGAGUGACGUAGGAGCUCUGAGCACAUUGAUAACCCCAGGGACCACCAGUGGCACUACCAACCCAACAGCAGGGACUUCUGGGAAAUCUGAUCCUGAAAGAGCUCCAAACAAGCCAGAAGUACUGGCUCCUGUCGGGUCCCUGAGAGCUGCAGCUGUGGAGCCUGACAGGUCAGUGCCAGUCAAACCUGAAGUCCAGAUCAGACUGGAGCAACAGAACCAUGAUCCCAGACCUCAGAGGAGCUUUAACGAAGAGCUACGCAGGGACCCCCUUUCUGAAAAGAGGAGUGUCGGUGUGGAGAAGGUGCCAGCAGGUGGGAGGGUCUCCGUCCUUAAUCCAGAUCACUUGAAACCUAUGAGGAAGAGGAAGAGGAAGGAGUAUCUGAGCCCCUCUGAGGAAGACUCUGACCUCGAAGGACCAGAUGAGAAGAUGGAUUAUUCUAAAGUGGACAUGCGACACAUCAGAGGUGUGGACAGUAAGACAGAGCUGUGGACGUGGGCUCAGUGUCUGGAGGAAACCAAAGCUGUUGCUGCUCCUGAAAAUCUUUUCCACCAAUCUCAGAGAGUCCCCACAGUGAAGAACGGUUUCAAGCAGGGGAUGAAACUGGAAGGCAUCGACCCACAACAUCCGUCCAUGUACUUCGUCCUCACCGUGGCUGAGGUGUGUGGUUAUCGGCUGCGGCUGCAUUUCGACGGCUACUCUGACUGUCACGACUUCUGGGUGAACGCCAACUCCACUGACAUCCACGCUGCAGGCUGGUGUGAGACCACAGGACACAAACUGCACACUCCCAAAGGCUGUAAGGAGGAGGAAUUUACUUGGAUCAACUAUCUGAGGAUGACUAAAGCUCAAGUUGCUCCCAAAGAACUUUUUGCCAGUCCUGGAAGGCUCGAUGUAAAGUGUGGCUUUGAGAUAGGAAUGAAGCUGGAGGCAGUGGACCGCAUGAAUCCCUCCCUCAUCUGUGUAGCAACCGUCACUGACGUGGUGGACAAUCGCUUCCUGGUUCAUUUUGACAACUGGGAUGAUACAUACGACUACUGGUGUGAUGCCAGCAGCCCGUACAUUCAUCCUGUGGGUUGGUGCCAGGAGAACAACCUGCCACUAACACCACCCCAAGAUUAUCCAGAUCCGGGCCAGUUUUCCUGGUCUCGGUACCUGGAGGAGACAGGUUCCAAGGCUGUAGCUGCAGAUGCCUUUAAAGUGAGACCAGCUCACAGUUUUCAGCCUCGGAUGAAACUGGAAGCUGUGGACAAAAGAAGCCCUGGUCUGAUCAGAGUUGCCACGGUGGAAGAAGUCGACACUCAUCGCAUUAAGGUCCAUUAUGAUGGCUGGAGUCAUGUCUACGAUGAGUGGAUGGACUCGGAUCACCCGGACAUACAUCCAGCAGGCUGGUGUGAGGCAACCGGUCAUCCGCUAAAAGUUCCUCCUCGGGACACCAAGACACAACAGCCACAUGGUGUGAGAGAGCCUCCUACAAUGUGCCAGGCCACCUACCCUUCCACUGUUCCCUGUAAACCCAUCAGCCAUCCCAGAGCCAACAAGUACAGCUUCCACAACAGGAAGUGUCCAACUCCAGGCUGUGAUGGUUCUGGACAUGUGACGGGCCGCUUCACUGCUCAUCACUGCAUAUCAGGCUGCCCACUGGCAGAGCGCAACCAAGGCAGGCUGAAGGCCGACCUGUCGGACUCAGAGUGCAAGAGAAACUUCUUCUUCAGCCAGCGGACAAAGAAGGCUCAUUACCGUGGCAGGAUCGGUCGUCCUCCCAAAUACAGAAAGUCCCAGCAGAGGGACUACCAGGACACGUCCUCAGAGGUGUUGUACCCGUCCCUGUUCAUGUCAGCUUUAAGCGGUCAGUCGGACCGGACUCUGUCUCUCUGCUGGGAGCAGCACUGUAAGCUGCUGCCCGGCGUUCAGGGCAUUCACGCUAGCCAGGUGGCAAUGUGGAAUGUUGAAGAGGUCUUCAUGUUUGUCCAGAACCUGAUUGGAUGUGAAGACCAGGCUCGUCUCUUCAAAGAAGAGAUGAUUGAUGGGGAAGCUUUGCUGCUGCUUACUCAGACCGACAUUGUGAAGAUCAUGAGCAUCAAGCUAGGCCCCGCCCUCAAGAUCUCCAAUGCCAUUCUCAUGUUCAAGACCACAGACGAAGGACUCAAGUGA
Molecule: messenger RNA, 2508 nt
Organism: Nematolebias whitei (Rio pearlfish)
Lineage: Eukaryota; Metazoa; Chordata; Actinopteri; Cyprinodontiformes; Rivulidae
Gene: l3mbtl1
Product: L3MBTL histone methyl-lysine binding protein 1
Exons: 21
Coding region: 1-2508 (835 amino acids)
Biological process (GO): regulation of DNA-templated transcription
Cellular component (GO): nucleus
Molecular function (GO): protein binding; zinc ion binding
Source: RefSeq, a predicted model, not a curated record